Molecule: messenger RNA, 2896 nt
Organism: Zootoca vivipara (common lizard)
Lineage: Eukaryota; Metazoa; Chordata; Lepidosauria; Squamata; Lacertidae
Gene: MAP3K12
Product: mitogen-activated protein kinase kinase kinase 12
Biological process (GO): protein autophosphorylation; JNK cascade
Cellular component (GO): cytoplasm
Molecular function (GO): ATP binding; MAP kinase kinase kinase activity
Source: RefSeq, a predicted model, not a curated record
AUGGCGUGCCUCCACGAGACCCGCACACCCUCUCCAUCCUUUGGCAGUUUCAACACUAUCUUAACAGAGAGCUCCCUCCGCAAGCUGGACCCUGACGCCUCGGACUGCACCCCUGAGAAGGACCUGACGCCCACCCAGUGUGUCCUGAGGGAUGUGCUGCCCAUCGAUGGGGGUAGAGGCGGCGGUAGCGGGCACAGCCCCAGCCCCAGCGAGGAGGGGCACGACCAGUUUGCCAACAGUGUCCUGCAGCUCCACGAGAAUGAAGCUGGCGGGGGAGGCGGGGCCGGCGCAGGGGCCGGCGCCGGGAACCCCGAGGUGCGGCCUACCCGUUACCAUGCCAACCAAGUCCGGAUCCACUGCCACGCGGGGAGUGGCUUCCUGGAAGGCCUGUUUGGUUGCCUCAAGCCUGUCUGGACCAUGAUCGGCAAGGCAUAUUCCACCGAACACAAACAGCAGCAGGAAGACCCCUGGGAGGUGCCCUUCGAGGAGAUCAUGGACCUGCAGUGGGUGGGCAGUGGGGCCCAAGGCGCUGUAUUCCUGGGACGCUUCCAUGGGGAGGAGGUGGCCGUCAAGAAGGUGCGAGACCUCAAGGAGACGGACAUCAAGCACCUGCGGAAACUGAAGCACCCCAACAUCAUCACCUUCAAGGGUGUUUGCACCCAGGCCCCCUGCUACUGCAUCAUCAUGGAGUUCUGUGCCCAGGGUCAGCUGUAUGAAGUGCUGCGUGCCGGGCGCAAGGUCACCCCCUCGCUGCUGGUCGACUGGUCCAUGGGCAUUGCUGGCGGCAUGAAUUAUCUGCACCUGCAUAAGAUCAUCCACCGUGAUCUCAAGUCACCCAACAUGUUGAUCACUUACGAUGAUGUGGUGAAGAUCUCUGACUUCGGCACUUCCAAAGAGCUCAGCGACAAGAGCACCAAGAUGUCCUUUGCCGGAACGGUGGCCUGGAUGGCCCCAGAAGUCAUUCGGAAUGAGCCUGUCUCUGAGAAGGUUGACAUCUGGUCCUUUGGAGUCGUCCUCUGGGAGUUGCUGACGGGAGAGAUCCCUUACAAGGAUGUGGAUUCCUCAGCCAUCAUCUGGGGGGUAGGCAGCAACAGCCUCCAUCUUCCUGUGCCCACCAGCUGCCCUGACGGUUUCAAGAUCCUGCUAAGACAGUGCUGGAACAGCAAACCUCGGAACCGGCCCUCCUUCCGCCAGAUCCUUCUCCAUCUUGACAUUGCGUCCGCCGAUGUGCUGUCUACACCGCAAGAGACCUACUUCAAAUCCCAGGCUGAAUGGAGGGAGGAAGUGAAGCUGCAUUUUGAAAAGAUCAAGUCAGAGGGGACAUGUCUGCAUCGCUUGGAGGAGGAGCUGAUCCACCGGCGACGAGAAGAACUCAGGCACGCUUUGGACAUCCGGGAGCAUUACGAGCGCAAGCUGGAGCGAGCCAACAACCUGUACAUGGAGCUCAACUCCCUCAUGUUGCAGCUGGAGCUGAAGGAGAAGGAGCUGCUCCGGCGGGAGCAAGCCCUGGAGAAGAAGUACCCUGGGCUCUUUAAGCACCAUCCUUCACGCAGCCUCCUGCAUGGCAACACCGUGGAAAAGCUGAUCAAGAAGAGGAACGUGCCUCAGAAACUCUCUCCGCACAGCAAGAGGCCUGACAUUCUGAAGACGGAGGUCAUCAUGGACCCCACCCUGCCCCAGCUCGCCAUCCCCGUGUGUCAGAAAGGGCCCCCAUCCCCCGGGCGCAGCCGCCGGGCAAAGUCGCGCUACCGGAAGGUCAGCACCCGAGGCAGCUGUGGGGAGCUGGCCGAUCCGGGGGGAGCCAAGCGCCUAGAGCCCUGUGCAGCCCUCAGGGGGCUCCAGCACGACCUCCUGUUGCGCAAGAUGUCAUCUUCCAGCCCCGACCUCAUCUCCACCACCCUGGGGGCCGAAGGACGCAAGGGGGCGGCCGGCCCCGAAUCCCCGCCGGCCGAGCAGCCCCGCAGUGAGACGCCCAGCGAAGACACGGCCUCCGUCCCCUGCUCCAGCAGCCCCGAGUCACCCUCUUCACGACAAGGCGCCGUGGGCCCACCAGGGAAGGCCAGGCUCCAGCCGGGAGAGGAAGCCGAGCGGGAACAGGGCAGGGGCAGCCGAGCAGCGGCCACACCGCAAUCCCAGCACCUCACGCCAGCGGCCAUGUUGUAUCGGGCAGCCGUCACCCGGAGCCAGAAGCGUGGGGUCUCCUCGGAGGAGGAGGAAGGCGAGGUAGACAGCGAAGUUGAGCUCCCUCUCCGGCAAAGGUGGCCUCAGGCUAUGAGCAAGCGGCAGUCGCUCUCCACUUUCAGCUCCGAGAACCUCUCCGAUGGGGAUGGCGAGGAGGGCACUGCCAGCGAGGGCACAGCAUCCCACAGUGGCGGCACACCGGAUGUGGCCAGCACCAACACAGACGAACGCCUGGAUGCCGAGCGCUCGGACGACGACAUCCUGGGGCAGUCGGACGGGCUGUCUGAAAAGGAGGCGGCCAUCCAGCUUGUCAAACGCCAGCUCAGUGCCGAGCAGAACCCUGGAGAGGACGCUGCUGCCUACGAGGAUUCGGACUGCGACAGUGCCGAACUGGACCAUUCAGGCAGCGGGGAGAUGCAGAGACUUCAGGACAUGCCCAGUUUGUGAUUGCACCCGUCUGGCUUUUCCUUCCCCAGGUUGUACAGACCCCUGGCCCUUCCUCUGCCUCCCUGCACCACGACCACCUCCCCAGAUAUUUAUAUAAAUAAUCUAUAAAAGCUCUAUAUAAAUCUAUAUAUCUCAUAAUCUCUGGAAGGAGAGCCAGUGCGCCUCAUCCCUCCCCAUCCCGUCCCUGCCUUCUUUCGGACUGGUUGUGGGGUCGAGGGCCGCUUCCCUGCCACCGGGGCUUGCAGUUUUCACUUGGGGCAGCUGGAGA